Symbiodinium sp. CCMP2456 is the source of this 1317-nucleotide messenger RNA. NCBI's taxonomy places the organism in Eukaryota, Dinophyceae, Suessiales, Symbiodiniaceae. The record is from the annotation of a GenBank genome assembly.
GUCAGCACAAAGCAGAAGAAGAACCUGAAGGCACAGAAGAAGGGCGCUGCCUCGAAGGCACGGCCGAAGCCGGCCGCCUCUGCGUCUCCCCCACCAAAGAAGCGAAAGAAGUCGGAUGACUCAGAGCAGAAGAAGUCCGACGAUUCGGAGGACGAGGAGGAAUCAAAGAAAGAAGCAAAGAAGGCCGAACCAGAGGACUCCGACGAGGAGGUAGAACAGAUCAUCAGCAAGAAGAAGAAGAAAGCUGCGAAGAAGGAUUCUGAUGACGAGUCCGAGGAGGAGGAGCCCAAGAAGAAAAAGAAGAAGCACAAGAAGAAGUCGGAGGAUUCCGAGGAAGAGGAGGAGACAAAGAAGAAGAAAAAGAAAGAGAAGAAGAAGUCGGAAGAUUCAGAGGAGGAGGAAGAAGUGAAGAAGAAAGAUGAUGAGAAGGAGAAGAAGGACAAGAAGAAAAAGGACAGAAAGAAAGCUGCUUCUUCAGCAUCCAGGUCGUCCUCCGAGGUCAAGAAGAAAAAGAAGAAAGAAAAGGAGAAGAAGGACAAAGAGAAGGACAAGGAGAAGGAGAAGAACAAGGAUCGGGAUCGCAAGAAGCGGUCGAAGAGCAGGAGGUCCCGAAGUAGCAGGUCGAAGAAGAAGAAGGAUCGGAGCCGAUCCAAAAACAAGAAGAAGGAGAAGAGCCGAUCGAGAAAGCGGAGCGCCUCGAAAAAGAAGGCAGAACUGAAGAAGCGCGAUGGGUCACGACGCCGUAACCGAUCGGCCUCGGGCAAAUCGCGAGGAAGACGGCGCAGUCCAGCGGAGAGGAAGAAGAGCAAGAGCAAGGAGUCUUCCAGCAGUCCAGUCAUUGUGAAGGCUAGCAAGGAAAAGACAGAUGAGCCAGAGGUCAAGAAGGUGGAGGAGGUAAAGGCAGCGCCAAGCCCUCCGCGCCAGCCGAGCCCUGUGGCACAGAAAGAGGAGGCUAAGACGGAGCCAGUCAAGGAGGUGGAGGAGUCGCCUAAGAAGGAGACCAAAGAGGUCGAUGCAGGCAUGGGCCAGGAAGAGAAGAAGGCAGAAGCGACGACCGAAGAGGCAGAAAAGGCUGCUCCUGCAGGUGAUGACCGCGAGGAGCGACUUCAGAAGUUUGCUGAGCGAAGUGGGCUGAUCCCACAAGCCAUGGAGGCUCUUCGGAAUCUGAAGCCUGACCUUCAAGACAAGAUCAUGGAGGAGGGGCCGAUCAAGCCGGGCUGCAACCCGAUCAUCGUCCUCAUGAACCGGAUCAAGGAGGUGGCAAACAGAGCGCAACAGGAUGCCGAAAGAUCAAAGGAAGGCUCUUGGGAUGGUUGA